UGUAACUGUUUUCCCGGAUGUAGGUGCAGCUAUUAAAUACACAAAUUGUCAUUAUAUGCCGACAAUACUGGAUUUAGUGCUUCUGCUCUAUUAUAAAACCUUUACUUGUUGGUAUUUGUGUAGUCUUUUAAGCAGCCUGGGUUGAUUAGAUUGAUAAAACGCUUUGGAUAUUGAUCUAGAUGUGCGCGUUACUGUAAAAUGUGAUUUGUUUGCAAAAUGAUUAGUUAACGGUACAGUUAGUCGUGCUCUCCACGCACAACAAGCGGUUAACAUUAGGUCAGUUUCAAGUCUCUUAUUGGUUUGGUGCAAUAUUGCAAGUUAAUUACUACAUCUAGACGAGAUUAGUUUACCCACAGCAUGAGAACGUGAUGAGAGAUUUGGGUUACUGAGACGACCGCUCCGCUCUCAGGCUACAGAUGCAGUAAAUGAGUAAAGAUAGAGUUAGCCGCCGCUCAAAGCUGCUGUGUUGGUGCUGUGGAUGAGUAAGGCUCAAAGAUGUGUCAAGUUAGUGGUAGUUUUCGUGUAAAGAAAAAACAGUGCAGGUAAUGUUGGCUGAUUCAGAUAUGGUGGAGCAGCCCAGAGUCCUGUCAUCAAUAACUGAGCAGGAGUGACAGAAGGAGGAUCCCCUCUCAUGGACGUCUGCAGUAAGAACUCCAACCGCACAGCCCCAGUGAGCGAGGGGGGACCCAGGAGAGCUGAUGUGCCCCUAUGCUCUCGGACCAAUGGUUGGAGCUGGCCCCCGCACCCUUUCCAGCUCCUGGCCUGGCUGCUUUAUCUCUACUUUGCUGUUACUGGCUUUGGCGUAUUUGUGCCUUUGCUCCCCACACACUGGAUCCCAGCCGGAUAUAUUUGUACAGCAAUUACAUUUGUCUGUCACCUCUUCAUGCACCUGAUGGCCGUCUCCAUCGACCCUGCAGAUUAUAAUGUCCGAGCUAAAAGUUAUAAGGGACCCAUGCCGGUGUUUGACCGCACCAAACAUGCACACGUCAUCGAGAACUGUCACUGCUACCUCUGUGAAGUAGAUGUGGGCCCUAAAUCAAAACACUGUAGUGCGUGUAAUAAGUGUGUGGCAAGCUUUGACCACCACUGUCGAUGGCUGAACAAUUGUGUGGGCAGCAGAAACUACUGGCUUUUUCUCAAUAGUGUGAUUUCUGCUCUCCUGGGGAUUGUUUUGGUUGUAGUUAUGGCUAGUUAUGUUUUUAUAGAGUUCUUUUUGGACCCAUCAAAGCUUCGAUCUGACAAGCACUUUCAACAGGUAAGGAAUGAAUCUGUGGUGUGGUUUGUGUUUCUGCCGGUGGCUCCAGUCACCACAGCAGGUCCAGCCAUUCCCGCUCUAGCAGGAGUCACCAUUGCUCUGGGCCUACUGUCUGCACUUUUGCUGGGCCACUUACUCUGCUUCCACAUAUACCUCAUGUGGAACAGACUUAGCACAUAUGAGUAUAUUGUGCGACAGCGGCAUCGGCAAGAGGCCAGAGAUUCUAGAAAGCCUCCUCCAGAAAAUGAAUCUGGGAUUCCCAAGAUGAAUCUUAUCAAGCAGCAGGUCAGUUAUAGUGGGACACUCGGCUACACCAACCCUGAGAUGGAGGUAGAGGAUCCAACCGCCAUGUGUUCCCAAGAAGGAACAGCGCAUUACGGCAACGGUCGGAUCAGAGGCUCGUCUGAGCACAUGGGUGAAGAAGAGCUCCUCCCUGCUGUCUUAACAGAGCACAAAGCAUCACCUCACCCUCACAAACCCACACAGAAAAAAAAGAGGAAAGUGCGCAAACUUGCAGCUGAGGUAAACAGUGACAGGUCCAUUGACACCAGCACCAACAGAGGCAUGCCAAAGACUUCUGCUGAGCAGGAGUCCUCAGUAGCUGCCGCCACUGUGUCCUCCUCUCUUGGUCAACGCUUACCCUUCCCAGCAUUUCCCUUGCGGGCCUCCCUCCCGCCUCUUGCACCAGUUCAAGCCGCUGGCCCCCCUGCUGAGUAUCAUUCUGACUCUGCAGAAUCUCUGGAGGAGAUCCCUGUAGCAAUGGCACGGCUUGGCAGCGCAGCCCUGGCCGGAGCUCCGAUCCCCACCUGUGCUACUACUGCUGCUGUUUCUGCCACCACCUAUUCCUCUUCUCUCCAGUGUGCUUUGCCUUCCUCAGCAGCUGGACAAGCUUUACCCUCCCCUCAGCCCAGGACCAAGAGGAAAGCGGCCGUUCAUAAAGCUGCAGAGCAGAGGUUUGAGAUGGUGUCCCAUAAUCUGUCUUUGUUCGUGAGUCGAGAAAGCGGGGAGCCUGCCAUGCCCCAAGAGGGCAUUAUCAAAGAAGAAAGUCCCCGUGUGGCAAAACGCAAACAGACAGGUAAAAAGAGAAAUAUGGAGGGCACAAAGCCCAACUCCAGAUUAGGAACCCCGAUGGUGUAGAGAUUACAUUAGAGAGACGCAUCACUACUCAUUGGCACUUGGUCGGUCUUGUUUUUCUAUUAAAAAAUGAGCUGCUUUGGUUCAAUCACACAAAAACUGAUGUAGCACUCAGAACCUGAUGCAACCUAUGCAAACACCACUGAAUGUCAGCAAUGUGGUUUUUGUUGUCUGACCUUUUUGCUGGACAAAACAUCUAAUGCUGGUUGUCAUUUGGUCAUUCUAAACACCUCAUAUUGCAUAAAAUUGCAAAUAGACAUAUUUGACAGUGGGUCAUAAGGUCCAGUCUUAGAUCAAAAUCACUUAUAUAAAGUAUUCAUGAAAUUAUGGUAAAAGUUGUUUAUGGAUUGAAGCCUUGGACUUGGGCCCUCAACUUAAUGAAUCUUUUGAGGAAACUAAGACACUAUAUACAUCUAUUUAGCCUUUCAUUAAUUCCAGUACAGUUCACUAUGACUUUGCUGUAGCAUUGCACAAAUGUUUUUUUAAAUACUCAAUGCAGUGCUGCCAUUUUAAACUAUUUAUUUAUAUAUGUUAAAUGCCAAAGUUUGUUUAGUUUUCUAUGAUGACUUUCAUUUUUUUUGUCUGUGUACAUUAUUGUACAUUAAGUUACCUAAUUUUUAAAUUAUUACUGUUGUUAUGAACUGUUGCAUUUCCUUUUUGUUGUUUUUAUAAGCUUUUUUUAUAUGUCUGGUUGUUUGAAUCUGAUCCAGUUGUGUUUGAGUGAACUUGAGUUAUGUAUUACCGAGUGUACUUCUAGUGGUAUUUAAAUCUAAUGUCAUUAAUGUUUUCUGUUAUUACACUUUUAGUACUUGCUCAAGUACUUUAGUCACUUUAUAAAUGAACAUCAUGCCACAUGAUGUCGGCCCUUAUGAGUGUAAUCCACUCCCUCCAUCUCAAAUGCUGCUCAAACAACCCACUUACACAUUAAUGUUCAAUCUGUGAAUGGAAACAUUCUUGGUACAUGAAGUUUGGGGUAGAGGGAGUGGCUGAAUGAUGGCAUGAUGGGGAAGCAAUAUGAUUUUUUUUUUUUUUUUUUUUUUUUUUUUUUUUAUUUAAAACAAAUAAAAUCAGUUUCUCUUUAACUGUUUUCCUAGACACUUUUUGUUUAGAGUUAUGAAUGGUUUUUAAUAUCAUCUGUUAAUUUCAUUUUUUUAUGUUAUUAUAUAAAAUUGAAAGAAUUAGUGAUUGUAUUUUUGUAAAUUUGACUUUAUUUGGAUUAGAUAAUAGAAAAGUCCACAAGAUGGGACUCAAGCUCGGAUUGCCCAAAGCAUAAU
This is a messenger RNA of Ctenopharyngodon idella (grass carp), 3663 nucleotides long. It is a transcript of the gene zdhhc1, whose product is annotated as zinc finger DHHC-type containing 1. Gene Ontology annotation, biological process: protein targeting to membrane; peptidyl-L-cysteine S-palmitoylation. The coding region runs from base 632 to 2392 and encodes 586 amino acids. The transcript is spliced from 11 exons. Gene Ontology annotation, molecular function: protein-cysteine S-palmitoyltransferase activity. Lineage: Eukaryota; Metazoa; Chordata; Actinopteri; Cypriniformes; Xenocyprididae. The record is from RefSeq and is a predicted model, not a curated record. Gene Ontology annotation, cellular component: endoplasmic reticulum; Golgi apparatus.